ACUUCCUUUUCUACAUCAGUAGGCCAGUCCAAUUUCUCCCAUUCAUUUUAAUACCAGUGGUCUAUCUUGGGCCAAAUAGUCUCUGAUAAUACUCAUCCUGCUGUUGGAAACUCUCAGAGAAGACCAGGAGACUCUGGUAAAUCUGUAGCAGGAUUCUUUAUUGUGGAAGAUCAGGAGCAUCAGUCUGCAUGUCAGAAUGUGCUGUCUUGCGCUGCAGUCAUCAAGUCUGACUUUUUGUGGCAUACAUUGGAGUUUUAUAAAAAUGUUAGGGGUCAGUCCUUACAAGUAGAGACAAAGCACUCAGAUAACAACCUAAAACAAAGAAUGCAGGGGGAUUAGGCAGUUAUAGAAACUAGGGAUGUGCACAGUUACUGUUUUUAUCAUUCGGUUAUCCGUGAGGGUUUACGAACUGUUAAUAAUUUUUUGUCGGGAUGCUGGAAUAAAGAAUGUUUAUUGCAAUGGAAUUUCCUAAAACACUACUCAAAACAGCAGCAAAAAAAGUGCACAGUGAGUUAGGAGCCCAAAUAGUACAAUACAUAGAUCAUCUAAUGAUAAAAUCUCACAUUAAACUCAAACGAAAAUAAUCAAAAUGGCUCUAAAUGUGCUGUAUAUGCAGGGUUGGGAGGGUUACUUUUGAAAUGUAUUCCACUACAGAUUACAGAAUACAUGCUGUAAAAUGUCAUUUGUAAUGUAUCCCGUUAGAUUACUCAAGGUCAGUAACGUAUUCUAAAUACUUUGGAGUACUUUUAGAUUUUUUCACUUGUUUUGACUAUAAUAACUCUGCCAGUACAGUAAGACAAAAUACACAUGUUAAAAAUACAUUCUCUGAAAAACCUAAAUAUCUUAUGCAGUGUUGUUUCUAAAACAAGAUAAAUCAAAUUGAUCUGAACUUGACCCCAUGUGACAAAAGAGGAAGAUGGCGCCGGUGUGUGUGGCUUGCCGUCUGCUCCCCUCUCUGUCUUCGUUUCUUUUACUUUUUAUUUUAUUUAUGUAUAGUUAUUCUUCGCUGGUUUAUGAUCGCCAAACUCUGCUUUAUAUACAAAACUCAGUUGCUAAGAUUUCCAUGCUUAAUCUGAGUGGAUUUCACUUUUGCUUGCCUCCCCCCUCACCAAACAUCCCUGAUUACCUGCGCUGGAGGGCUUUUGAACUUCCGCGGAGGAAGCGCCGCAGGAGACGUGGCAAGCGAACAGGUGUCACGGUUAGGUGGAAGUACGGCCUGGCUUCGGAUCUUGCUCACCGGUCCGGUUCGGCCCUUCCAACACCAGAUCUCUUCUGCCGACGGCACGUUGUAUGGCACUCACUGGAGAUACCUCAUCGAUGGAUUCACUCGCUUUCCCCUGGCUCGUCUGCCAGGACCCCCCGGUGCAUUUCACCAAGGAUACGCAGAGGAGGAGUUAACAACCUUAAUCUCCGCACCAUCAGCUGUGUAACAGCUACUGCUAGUGAACCAUUACCACUUAGGAUUGCACUUACCAACGCACGGUCUUUGGUAAACAAAACUUUUAUAUUACAUGACUUUUUUAUUUCACAAAGCUUGGAUCUUCUCUUUGUCACAGAGACUUGGAUUAAAAUGGGAGACUUAAGUCUGUUUUCUGAACUAGUCCCUCCGGACUGCAAAUUUUUUUAUUCCCCUCGGACCACUGGUCGCGGUGGAGGUCUGGCUUCUGUUAUAAAAAACAUACCUACAGCUAUAUAUCAUAGCUUUGAGGUUUUGUUGUUCCAUAUGGAACUUGGUGAUCCAGUGUUGUUCAUAUUGAUCGACCGACCUCCACAACCAAACAAGGAUUUUAUCAAUGAAUUCACUGAUUUUCUGGGGGGGAUUGUGACAAGCUUUGAUAGCAUUAUACUUUUGGGUGAUUUUAACAUUCACUUAUGCUGUGCUUCCAAUCCACUAUCUAAGGAGUUUUCAACCCUUAUUGACACCUUGGAUUUUGUUCAAUGGGUAAAUGGCCCCAUGCAUUCACAUGGUCAUACUUGGUAUUAACACAUGGAAUAUCUGUUGACAGCAUUGAAAUCUGUGACAACACCUUUUCUGAUCACAAUCUGAUCCUGUUUUCAACCUCUUUCUCUGACUCUGUGGUGAAAGUCCCAUCUCAGGUACAUUUGUCACGUAUAUUUUCUCCACGCUCCUCUAUAGACUUCUCAAAUGCAUAUAACAAGGUCCGUAAACCCCUGGAUUUUGCAUCUCCAUCAAAUAAUUGGGAUGCUGAGGAACAUCUCAACUUAUUCAAUUCCAUCUGUUGAAAUACCUUAAACUCUAUAGCCCCACUAAAGUCACGUCACCGAAAACCGAAAUCAGAGCCCUGGUUUAUUGACACUAUGCAAUCACUCAGGCAGAUCUGCCGGCAGGCAUAACGUAAAUGGAAAAAGGACCAUCUACAAGUGUCUUACGAAAUAAUGAAGAAUGCACUGUCCACCUUCCAAAAAGCUGUCAAAUCUGCUAAGUCAAAAUAUCUAUCAGAGAUUAUAACUAAAAACUCCCAUAGACCCAGAACUCUUUUCUCCACCAUGAACACAGCUUUAAAUCCUAUUACAACUAGUUUUCCUGAGACAUCAGUGUCUAUGUGAAAAUUUUCUGAAAAGGUUACCAGUAUUCGAUCUCAGCUGCUGCCAGAUGUUCAUGACCUGGUUGAGACUCCAUCCUGUUCCGAUGUUUGGAGUGAAUUUGAGCCUGUUUCUCUCCAAUUAUGCAGAGAAAUCACUGAACAUCUAAAGCCUUCCUUAUCUCCAAAUGAUGUCGUACCACCAAGUUUUCUCAAGCAAAUAUUUGACACUAUUGGUCCAGAUUUACUGUCUGUUAUUAACAACUGUCUCUGCACUGGGACUGUCCCGACUUGCCUUAAACGUGCAACGGUGACACCUCUCCUCAAAAAACCCACUUUGGAUCCCGCUAUCUGUGCCAAUUUUAGGCCUAUCUCUAACUUGCCUUUUAUUGUGAAGAUCAUGGAGAAAGCAGUUUUAAACCAGUUGCAAUCAUUUUUAAAUAUGAACUCUAUCCUUGAACCUCUCCAGUCGGGUUUCAAAGCUUUGCAUAGUACAGAAUCUGCUCUACUAAAAGUACUAAAUGACAUCUUAAUGACUACAGACUCUGGGAAUGUCAUGGCCCUGGUCCUCUUAUAUCUUAGCUCAGCAUUUCAUCUGGUUGACCACAAUAUCCUUAUUUCACCCCUUGAGCAUUGUGUUGGUAUUCGAGGUACGGCUCUGGAUUGGUUCCGGUCAUAUCUAUCAGACAGAAGCUUCUCUGUUGCAGUGGGCCAGCACACCACCUCUGUGGCACCGCAGGGCUCGAUCCUCGCUCCAACCCUAUUUUCUUUAUAUAUGCUUCCUAUGGGUGCAAUUUUUAACAAAUAUGGGGUGUCAUUUCAUUGUUACGCUGAUGACACACAGAUCUAUGUACCUAUAAAACGUCAUGACAAACAAGCUCUUGACCCUCACUUAGCUUGUCUGCAGGAACUCAAAACCUGGCUGACAGAUAAUUUAAUGAGAGUAAAACAGAAAUUAUCCUGUUUGGACCAAACGAGCUUAAAACAGUGAACAACAUUGACUUAGGUAUUCUCACUCCUCAUCUCACUUCUCACGCUAAGAACCUAGUGAAUGUGAGAACUAGAGAACUAAGAACUAGGCUUUGUCUUUGAUAGUAGCCUAAAGUUCGACAAACAAAUUAACGAAGUGGUUAGAUCGAGUUUUUUCCACCUACGUCGCCUAGCUAAAACAAAAUCUUUUCUAUCCUGGAAAGCUUUUGAAAUUGUGAUCCAUGCUUUUAUUUCUUCACGCUGUGAAGAUUACUGUAAUUCUCUGUACUCUGGCCUGCACCAAUCAGCUCUAUCCCAUCUGCAGAUGGUCCAAAAUGCUGCGGCACGACUUUUAACGGGCAGUCUUAAACAUGAACACAUCACUCCCAUCCUGAUCUCCUUGCACUGGUUGCCUAUUAGAUUUCGAAUUGAUUUUAACAUUUUAACAUUUGUCUAUAAAUCAUUAAACAAUCUGGCACCCCAUUAUCUCUGUGAUUUGGUUUGUCCGCAUAACUCAACCAGAUCGCUCAGAUCCGGGGACGUGGACUUCUGUCUGUUCCUAGAUCCAGGAUGAAGCAUAGAGGUGAUCGUGCUUUUUGUAUCACUGGCCCCAAACUGUGGAACAGCUUACCAGAUUACCUCAGGACUGCCUCCUCUUUAUCUGUUUUUAAAUCGUUGCUUAAAACUUUCUUAUUUUCAUUAGAUUUUAAUUUAUCUUAAAUCAUGGUUAAGCUGUGAAACUGCCUUACUACCUAUGUUUUAUUUCUGCUAUACUGUCUUGCCUGUGAUGCCACUGUACAGCACUUUGGUCAACCAUAGUUGUUUUUAAAUGUGCUCUAUAAAUAAACGUGAUUUGAUUUGAUUUUGUCUAAUUAUUGUCUGUAAAUAUGCACACCAAAGCAAAAGGGAAGAAACACCGUCUUACUGGUAAUAACGCACUGAAACGUUCCUCGAUGAAAAACAACCUGGAAUCAUGUUUAAUGGUGUAACAGUCUCAUGAAGUCCUCUUUGCAACCUGAACUACUGAAUGCAGCACAAUGCAGCACAACGCAUGAAAUAAUGCAGGUGUUUCAUGAUACGUUUAUAAAAAUGAUAGUUCUUUUUAACUCUACUUGAUGUCUAAAAAUGUGGCGAUCUUGCGCAAGACGCUUUAAGAAAAAAUGGUGAGAUUUGGCGCAACAGUCAAAGUGUCCGUCCAGCGCAUGUUAACAGUAUACAGUAAAAAACCGCAGACACACAGAAAAGCAUGUUUGAACAGCCAGCCCUCGACUCGUCCUAUACUUGGAAAAACUGACCAAAAACCACACGGUUUGUCAGAACUUCGAGUUCGGGUCAGGAUGAAGACCUCUAUUGCACAUGUAGAAUAACUUGAAUUGUGAUUUUGGUAUUCGAAUAUUGGCGCAUUUAGCAGUUAACCGAAUGUCGACUCUCCGUGCACAUCCCUAAUAGGAACCCGCCACAGACUGAUGUUUCACCCGCCCUAAUCCAAUCAACAACUACAUCACUCAUAGCCCUUUUCCACUGAAAUGACAAUGGUUCUCGUGCUGAGCCUGUGCUCCACUGGUUCACAGCCGAGGCAGUCUGGAGCUAUUUGUAAACCGGCUGCGCUUUUCCACUGACUUGAGAACCGAACGAUGACAUAACGGGCUUCGUGGUUGUUUCACAUGACUACCUCACCUGCCCACAAACAAACACAGUGUUUGUAUACAAUUAUUAUUUGAAUGUUAUCACCUAUCUAUAAAAGCUGUGUUUCAUUUAACAUGGGGAUUGUGCCUGAUGAAGAUCUGACUGGUCGAAAUGUUGCCUUUUUGUAAUAAAGUUUGGAGCUUUAAUUUCAGAAUGUGGACAUCUACCUCUUGACAUUCGUUUACAUUUUUUUGUUCUGCACCUGAGCCCAACAUGGGUUGUAGAUGUGCACACCUGCUUAACUAUUUUUUGUAUACAGCUUUUACUCUUGUUAUUGAGGCCAUAUUUAAACAUACGGAGUAGUGCAAUCCAAUGUUAUUACAUUGCUCUACAAGAUUGCCAGAGACGACAUCUACGCUAAAGGCGACAGGCUAUAAAAGCACUCAAACAUUUUGAGUUUCCUAUUCACAAGAAGCAUCUGCUGACGUAGACCAUGCCUUGCAAAAAAGAGAUCUCAGAAGUCCUACGAUCAAGAAUUGUUGCUUUGCAUAAAGCUGGAAAGGGUUACAAAGUUAUCUUGAAGAGCUUAGAUAUUCGGUUAGACAAAUUGUCUAUAAAUGGAGACGAUUUAGUACUGUGGCUACUCUCCCUUGAAGUGGUCGUCCAGCCAAGAUGACACUAAGAGCACACCGCAGAUUGCUCAGGUAAACUAUGUUUUGUGGACUGAUGAAACUAAGGUUAAAUUGUUUGGGAAGAACAUGCAGGACUUAUGGUGCAAAAAGGGCUGUACCAACAAGAAAACAUCAUCCCUACAGUGGAGGGAGCAUCAUGUUUUGGGGCUGCUUUGCUGGACAAUGUUUUUUCUAAAGAUCGAAGGAAAUUCACUACAGAAUUGCUUCAAAAAAAGAAAAUCCACCUAUUGGAGUGGCCCAGUCAGAGCCCAGACCUUAACUCAAUAGAGAUGCUGUGGAAUGACCUCAAGAGAGCCAUUUACACCAGACAUCAUAAGAUAUAUGUUCUUCAAGGAAAAAUGGUCCAAAAUUUCUUCUGAACAUUGUCCAGGUCUAAUACGCUGCCACCGGAAAUGCUUCAUUGAGGUUAUUGCUGCCAAAGGAGGAUCGACCAGUUAUUAAAUCCAAGGGUUCACUUACUUAUUCCACAACACUGUGAAUGUUUAAUGGGAUGUGUGCAAUAAAAGAUUAUAAUUGUU
This is a messenger RNA of Myxocyprinus asiaticus (Chinese sucker), 6348 nucleotides long. RefSeq lists its product as uncharacterized. NCBI's taxonomy places the organism in Eukaryota, Metazoa, Chordata, Actinopteri, Cypriniformes, Catostomidae. The record is from RefSeq and is a predicted model, not a curated record. Bases 917 to 1984 code for a protein of 355 amino acids. The transcript is spliced from 2 exons.